AUGACACUUCUAAAGCUAUCCACGCUCUUGGCCUCCGCCUCUCUUGUUGCAGGCCAUGCCUACGUCUCCAGCAUCGUAGCGGAUGGGAAAAACUAUACUGGCUACAUUGUUGACAAAUACGCCUACAUGGAAGACCCUCCCGCCAGUGUCGGCUGGGCAACAACAGCAACCGACCUCGGGUUUGAAGACGGCACCGAAUACCAAGACCCGAACAUAAUCUGCCAUCGAGACGGAGUCAACGCAGCUUUGAGUGCCACUGUCACUGCUGGCUCCAGCAUUGACAUCCAGUGGACGCCCUGGCCAGACUCGCACCACGGCCCGUUGAUCACAUACCUCGCCUCGUGCAACGGUGACUGCAGCACAGUCGACAAGGCCACCCUGGAAUUCUUCAAGAUUGAACAAGAGGGUCUCAUCGAUGGCACAAAUCCUCCUGGCACAUGGGCUAGCGAUGAUCUGAUUGCUGCUGGAAACAGGUGGACUGUGAGAAUCCCUACUACUAUUGCUGCCGGCAACUACGUCAUGCGCCAUGAGAUUAUCGCUCUGCACUCUGCUGGACAGGAGAAUGGCGCUCAGAACUACCCCCAGUGUUUCAAUUUGGAGGUCACUGGUGGUGGAAGUGAUGUGCCUGAUGGCACGCUUGGUGUGGAGUUGUAUACCAGCACUGAUCCCGGAAUCUUGUUCGAUAUUUAUUCUACGUUGACUGAUUAUCCUAUCCCGGGACCGGCUUUGUAUGCUUGA
Molecule: messenger RNA, 738 nt
Organism: Penicillium vulpinum
Lineage: Eukaryota; Fungi; Ascomycota; Eurotiomycetes; Eurotiales; Aspergillaceae
Product: lytic polysaccharide monooxygenase auxiliary activity family 9 protein
Exons: 2
Coding region: 1-738 (245 amino acids)
Source: RefSeq, a predicted model, not a curated record